Molecule: messenger RNA, 3310 nt
Organism: Thalassophryne amazonica
Lineage: Eukaryota; Metazoa; Chordata; Actinopteri; Batrachoidiformes; Batrachoididae
Gene: slc9a1b
Product: solute carrier family 9 member A1b
Exons: 12
Coding region: 263-2551 (762 amino acids)
Biological process (GO): proton transmembrane transport; sodium ion transport; regulation of pH
Cellular component (GO): membrane
Molecular function (GO): sodium:proton antiporter activity
Source: RefSeq, a predicted model, not a curated record
GUUAGUCCUCCCGCUCCAGCAGAGGUCGCUGCAGUCGCUUGUUAAUGCGGGCGGAGCUCUUUGAUGUCGGUAUACAAACAGACCUUGAAUCUUUUACACGUGUGUCCACGCGAUGUGGACCUUCAUUUCUUCUAACGUCAGCGUUUUAUUUAAAGAUGCGUCCGGACUCUGUGCGUAAGAGCGCGCGCCUCGAUCACUUCCGAUCGUCCUCAUCCACACCCGGAGGAGACGAACAUCUGAGCCGUCAGAGCAUCAUCUGAACAUGUCGGUGCUCCUCAGCGGGCUCCUGCAGCCUCCCGACAGGAGGUGGCCUCUGUGCGCGCUGCUCCUGCUGCUCUGCUUCACCGCCACGUGCCAGAGGCGCGAAAACAACCGCACGUGGAGCAACGGCCAGGAGGAGAAAUAUCACCACCGGACCAACUCCACCGCUCCGCACAAGAAGGCUUUUCCGGUCCUGUCUUUCAACUAUGACUACGUGAAGAAACCCUUCGAGAUCUCCCUGUGGAUCCUGCUCGCGCUGCUCAUGAAGCUUGGUUUUCACAUUAUUCCCAGAGUGUCCAGCGUCGUCCCUGAGAGCUGCCUGCUGAUCGUCGUUGGCUUGCUGGUUGGCGGCAUCAUCAAGGCCAUCGGCGAGGAGAUCCCAGUUCUUGACUCAAAGCUCUUUUUCCUCUGCUUGCUGCCUCCCAUCAUUCUGGAUGCCGGCUACUUCCUGCCUAUUCGACCCUUUACGGAGAACUUGGGCACCAUCCUGGUGUUCGCAGUGGUGGGCACGCUGUGGAACGCCUUCUUCAUUGGGGGGACAAUGUACGCGGUGUGUCAGAUUGAAGGCGCCCACCUGGCCGACGUGAAUCUGCUCUCCUGCCUGUUGUUCGGCUCCAUUGUGUCGGCCGUAGACCCCGUGGCAGUGCUGGCCGUGUUUGAGGAGAUCCACAUCAACGAGCUGCUCUACAUCCUGGUGUUUGGCGAGUCACUUCUUAAUGAUGCCGUCACUGUGGUUUUGUACCACCUGUUUGAGGAGUUUUCCCACGCAGGCAGUGUGACCGUUGGUGACGCCUUCCUCGGCGUGGUGUGUUUCUUCGUGGUUUCGGUGGGCGGAGUCAUGGUGGGAGCCAUCUAUGGAAUCCUGGGUGGCUUCACGUCCCGCUUCACUUCACACACGCGUGUCAUUGAGCCGUUGUUUGUGUUCCUCUACAGCUACAUGGCGUACCUGUCUGCCGAAGUCUUCCACCUGUCUGGGAUUAUGUCGCUGAUCGCAUGUGGCGUGACCAUGCGACCAUACGUGGAAGCCAACAUUUCCCACAAGUCCUACACCACCAUUAAAUACUUCCUGAAGAUGUGGAGCAGUGUGAGCGAGACGCUCAUCUUCAUCUUCCUCAGCAUUUCCACCGUGGCUGGUCAUCACGCUUGGAACUGGAUCUUUGUCAGCUCCACGAUCGUCCUCUGCCUGGCCUCUCGAGUGCUGGGAGUCAUGGGCCUGACGUACAUCAUCAAUAAAUUCCGCAUUGUGAAGUUGACCAAAAAGGACCAGUUCAUCAUCGCCUACGGUGGCCUGCGAGGCGCCAUUGCCUUCUCGCUGGGCUUCCUGCUGACAAACGAGAGGAAAGACCUGUUUCUCACCGCCAUCAUCACAGUCAUCUUCUUCACCGUCUUUGUGCAGGGAAUGACCAUCAGGCCUCUGGUGGAGCUCCUCGCUGUUAAGAUGAAGAAGGAGAGCAAAGAAUCAAUUAAUGAGGCCAUUCAUACACAAUUCAUGGAUCAUCUGCUGACAGGAAUUGAAGACAUUUGUGGACAUUACGGACAUCACCACUGGAAAGACAAGCUAAGACGCUUCAAUAAGACCUACAUCAAGCCGUGGCUGAUCGCAGGCGAACGCUCUGCCGAGCCUCAGCUCAUCUCCUUCUAUCACAAGAUGGAGAUGAAGAACGCCAUGAUGCUGGUGGAGAGCGGCAGCUCCGCCAAGCUGCCUUCAAUGGCAUUGACCAUGUCCGAGCAGAACACUCAGCCAAAGGGUCCGGAUAAAACCAGGGCCAUACCGAGCAUCUCAAAACGCCGUGAGGAAGAAAUCCGGAGGAUGCUGCGAGGCAACCUGCAGAAGACUAGACAGAGGCUGCGCUCUUACAGCAGACAUGACCUGAACGUGGACCCAUUUGAGGACGACGUGAGUGAAGUUCGCUUCAGGAAGCAGAGGGUGGAGAUGGAGCGGAGGUCUCCUCUGCAGAUGAGUAGCUACCUCACAGUUCCUGCCAACCAGCAGGAAACGCCAUCAGCAAGAAAAGUAAACUUCGAACCAGAACACCAGGUCUUCAUGUACAAUGAAGACGAUGAGACCCAAGCCCCCCGAAGACGCACAGUUCAGCCAAAACCCAGCUCUGGUCCAGCUGUCAGCCUGUCAGCUGAGUCGUCCCGAUGGACCAAUCAGAGCAGUGCGCAGCAAGCUGAGGCCGACGCCUACCUGAAGGGGGACGAACAGGACCAGCUGAAGAUGUCGCGCUGCCUCAGUGACCCCGGCCCCCCCGAGAGGGAGGAGGCCGACCCCCACCUCUCAUUGUGAAGAAAUCGCUUGAAGAUGAAUUUUCUUCUUCGUUACCUUGUUAAAUGUUGCAUCCAAAGAGUGGAAAUCUGAACCAGAGCAGGAGUCAAAGCAAAGGUAUUUAUUUAAAAAAAAAUGAAAGUGUUAUUUUUCUGUUUUUAUGUAAACUUCUGCAGUUUUUAAUGUUUUCGUGCAGCGCUGCCCGUUUGAUAUUUCAUCCAACGUUUCUGUGAUAAUUUUGUGGCUCACCGAUGAGACAGAAAUUUUAUUUGAACCAGCUGAUUGGUCAAAUGCAUUUGCUAGAAAACCAGAUAAAGGAGUGUGAUAAAUCACAGCAAAGGCUCAAAAAUAUGCUUUGUCAGAGUUUAUUUUCUUGGCUUCCAGAAUGUCAAAUAUCAUCUCAGCUGAAGCUCUCCUGUAUUAUUAGAGGGCCUGUGAAGGAGUUUUUUUUUUUUUUUUCUUCAGUAUUUGUACUUCUUUUUAACAGCUUUGAGACACUGUGCAGAAAUCAGACUAUGCAUCAUGUGUCCACUGUCAGUUUUAUUACAUUUUUUUUAAUAAUUGGGCACAUUUUCACUGUUGCACUGAAUAUUCCUGAACUGUUUUGUUACAUGUUGUGAACGCUGCACUUCCACAUAUCUGAUGACUGACGUGUGCACGCUGUGUGUUUUCUGAAGUAACAAGCACUGCCAGUAUUUUAUGCAUUUUGGAAAAAAAAUAUCUGUUUGUCAAAUAAACAAAAGCUUUAAUUUAUCUGAAAUAAAGAUUAAGUUCAGUAAU